AUGGCUCCGUAUUUUCCUAUUAAAGAUAUAACCACGUACAUUAAUAAUUGGACCAUUCUGGGCAAGGUCGUUGAUAAAUCGAAGCUCAGGUCAAUAAAAGGAGACAACUCGCUGUUUCACAUCGACAUAGUCGACAAGAAUGGUGACACGAUUAGAGCUAAAUUUUGGGGUGUCGCAGCUAACAAAUGGAACGAAAUUUUGCAAAAAGGAUCGGUGUACACAUUUUCGAAGGGAACGGUUAACCUGUCGAAUAAAAAAUUUAAUACUCUUCCUCAUAAAUAUGAAAUCACGUUCAACACGGACAGCUUAAUAGAGCCUUCUGACGAAGUAAACGAGAUCAAUGUCGAAAGAAAUUACGAUUUUGUAUCUCUGCGUGACAUUAAGUCGACAUCGAGGGAUCCACCGUUCGUAGUGGAUUUACUUUGCUUUGCAAAGUCAUUGACACCGAUUUCUGUGACGAACACGAAAUAUAAUAAGGAGACAAAAAGAAGAUCGUUGUUCGUGGUAGAUGAUACCAGCUAUGAGUUGGAAGUGACGGUUUGGGGAGACAUGACCGAGUCGUCAAUAUUUGAUAACAUAUUGGACAAACCGGUAAUAAUUUCACAAGUAACCAUCAAGGAAUGGAACGGUGGAAGGAUAGGACACACCGGAUACUCGAGUGACAUCAAGUUGGCCAGCGCCAAUUCAGUUAGAAAUAAGGAUAGGCUUGCAACACUGGAAUCGUGGUAUCAGCAGGCCUUGCAGCAAAACGAAGGCUUUAAGAGCAUGAAGGCACAAGGUGGACUCUCAGGAAGAGAAACAUACGAGUUCUCAACAAUCGAAAACGUGGUUACCAAGGGCAAGGGGUACUUUACAUUCAACUGUAAGCUGAGGAAGCUGUUCUGGAAAAACAAAGACGGAAGUGCCCGUCUGUGGUACAAGGCCUGCCCCAACUGCCACAAGAAGGCAAUAAACGAGCAGGACUCAAACGUUUAUAGGUGCAUCAGCUGUGACGACUCAAUAGUUCAGCCGGAGCCAAGAUAUUCGUUCUCUUGUGUCCUCAUAGACUUCAGUGGCCAGAUAGUAACAACAGUGUAUGGAGACAUGGGUAAAAAACUACUUGGCCUGAGUGAAAGGGAACUGGACGGAAUGGACAGUGAACAGUUGAGAAACACACUAGAUUUUGAUGUGUUACACAAGGACCUGAAGGUUUCAGGGUUUUUUAAAUCGAGAGUAUACAACGGCGAGUCUAGGACAGUGUUUAACAUAACUGCCUUGGAGGAAGUAAACUACGCGAAAGAAGCAGAAAACCUACUGGAGAAGAUGGAAUUAACGUACGACGCAGUGGAAAACUUUCUCGCACUAAGUAAGUCGGAAACUGAAAGGAGUGCGAAGAGACAGAAAACGGAGUAG
Theileria orientalis strain Shintoku is the source of this 1392-nucleotide messenger RNA. RefSeq lists its product as uncharacterized. The coding region runs from base 1 to 1392 and encodes 463 amino acids. The record is from RefSeq and is a predicted model, not a curated record. NCBI's taxonomy places the organism in Eukaryota, Apicomplexa, Aconoidasida, Piroplasmida, Theileriidae. The transcript has 10 exons.